CCAAUCAAAGAAUCGUUCUAUUUGUAUAAGCCUGUCGACGCUGAAUCUUUCAAUCCGAAGAGGUGGAUGAAUGAUUGAAUCUCGCGUGACCCAGCACCGGCGAAUUGGCUGAUUCUGCUGCACCUCCCAUAGGUCGACAGCAAAUCCACCUGCUGCUGCUAUUCAUUCAUCAGCGACACCCCAUGCCUGCCCACCCAUGGAAUCUCCCCUGCCAAUUGGGUACGGCCCGUCGCCACGCACGCACACACACACGCACAAAUGACACAAACUCACACAACAAGACACACACAUGCCAGUGAAAACUGAAAACGAUCGCAAACUCUCUCCAAGUAAAGAAAGAAAAUAUUAUUCGUACUAGUAAAACGGAAGAUAAGGACCUGCAGUUUUGGAAGCGAGCAGAGCACACACACAAACCAAAACAAACAAACCAAACGGUGACAUCAGUGGAGUGCGAGAGGGGGAGCCGAGCCCGGCCCGGCCCGGCCCGGCGGCCCUUCUUUAAGAUCACCACCCGCCCCCAAUUGUUCUCUCCCACACCUCACCUCACCUCACCUCACCUUCUUCGCCUUCUUCUUCUUCUCGCCCGGUGACACCCGAGAGCAAACGAGCAAUUCACCAGCUUGCUUCCUCUUGUCUGCUGCAAGGUGCUGAUCGGUGAUCGGGCCUUUGAUCUUUCCGGGAGGGAGGGAAGCCGUUGUGUCAGGCUGGCUCUCGACAUGUUCAGAUCCAAGGUCCAGGAGAUGAUCCUCAGGAGGAGGUCCAGGUCCAUGAACGGCGCCGGCUGCAACUUGUCCACGGCCCCGUGCGACGGUGGAGCCGGCAAGGGUGCUGCUGCUGCUCGUGCCACGUCGUUUGCGGUGCCGAGGCUGCUGCACUCGUCGUCGCUCCCGGCCGGCGGCCGCGCCGCGGUCGUCACCGGGAGCCCCGCGCGGGACCACGAGGCGAUGUCCGCCUACGCCAUGAGCCCGACGUCCGUGCUGGACGCGUCGGCGGCCUUCGGGUCGCCCGGCCCGGCCGUGGAAGCCGGCGGGGGCAAGCGCCGGCCGUGGUGCGACGGGUGCGCGGGGCCGCACGGGCUCGCCGACGUGCUGGACUGCGCCCACGAGGCCCAGCGGAGGAAGAGCGUCCUCCGGGGCGCCGUCAGGGCGCAGGCGCCGGCCCUGGUGCGGUCCUCCUCCCUGGACCGGCGCGUGGAGUUCGGCGUCAAGAACAAGAGCUCGUGGCUGCCGCUCCGCGCCGCCCGCCCGGCGGCGGCGGAGGCAGAGGAGGACGGGCCGUCGUCCGAGGACUACACCUGCGUCAUCUCCCGCGGGCCCAACCCGCGGACGGUGCACAUCUUCGGCGACCGCGUCGUGGAGGGCGACCGCGUCGUGGGAAGCCCGCCGCCGGCGCCGGCGCGCCAGGGCAGAGGUUUCCUCAGCCUGUGACGCCAUGCCUGCCAUCCAUAGUAGCAAGUCCUCUCCUCCAUGAUGCGUGCGUGCGUGCGUGCUCCGGUAAAGUAGUAAGUCUUGUUGAUGCUGCCAUAGUCUUGUCGUCCUAAUAUUUGUUCUUGGAUCGAUCUUGAUGAGAUGAUCAUGCUUCUUGGAUCAGAUGAUCAAACAGAUUGGGUUUUGUCUGUAAUAUAGGAAUUCUGCCUCUCUCUCUCUCUCUCUCUCUCUCUCUCUCUUUGCUGCAACAUGCUUGUACCAGAGUAAGAUAAGAUCACAACCGAACAUGUAAAAUUAGUACUAGCUUCUGAAUGAAUUGAUCGUUGAAAAUGCA
Hordeum vulgare subsp. vulgare (domesticated barley) is the source of this 1761-nucleotide messenger RNA. RefSeq names its product FCS-Like Zinc finger 8-like. The transcript has a single exon. The coding region runs from base 717 to 1427 and encodes 236 amino acids. The record is from RefSeq and is a predicted model, not a curated record. NCBI's taxonomy places the organism in Eukaryota, Viridiplantae, Streptophyta, Magnoliopsida, Poales, Poaceae.